This is a messenger RNA of Mucor velutinosus, 2814 nucleotides long. RefSeq lists its product as uncharacterized. Gene Ontology annotation, cellular component: cytoplasm; microtubule; membrane. The coding region runs from base 1 to 2814 and encodes 937 amino acids. NCBI's taxonomy places the organism in Eukaryota, Fungi, Mucoromycota, Mucoromycetes, Mucorales, Mucoraceae. The record is from RefSeq and is a predicted model, not a curated record. Gene Ontology annotation, molecular function: GTP binding; GTPase activity; microtubule binding. The transcript has 4 exons.
AUGCUGUCUAGUAUCAUACGAUCAAGUAAAACUAUAUUGCACCCUAGAGCAACGAUAGCUAGACCUAGAGUAUCCUAUCACCACUUGCGCGAUACAUCAGCUACUCGUCAUCAGGUAGCGCCACCUUCACUGCUGUUUCAUUCGACUCGAGCUCGCACUUAUCAUGCCACUACGCCAUUAGCCUUGCAGCCUCAAAUGAGAGCCAUCAGCAUAUGGUCGAUUCCCAAGCUUGCUUUGAGAACCGUGCGUUUGCCUUUUAUCGUUGCAGGAACAACUAUCACAACAGCAAGCAUUGCGUCCAACAAAUUUCAAGAUAUGGCAAACAAAAGCAGAGGGUUUGUUCAAGAUAGCUUGAAUUCGGUGGAGUCGUUCUUUCAGAAAGCUCAAGCUUCAGUGCAGGGCAUCGAUGUAUCCAUUCCAGAAUUGCAUUUACGACUACCUCAGUCCAUUCGAAACCUGCUGUUGUCGAAAUCAACCCAAGUCGAAGAAUCCAAAGCCGUUAAUCAUAAAUCAACAAAAUCAGAGCAUUCAGGAGGAAACAAUGGAGAUGGAGGAAGCAAUGGAGGUGGAGGUGGAGACUCUGCAGCUGCGGCUGCUGCUGUCGCUGCUGCUGCUGGAUUCACACUCUACUCAAAUGGCGAUGAAGAGGAGGAGGAGGAGAGCGAGGACGAAGCUGUAGAAAAGAGCAGAAGCAAAAGAAAAAAGAAGAAUGACUAUGGCAUUAGUGCACAAGACGAACAGUUGAUGAUGCUGACCAAAAAGCUGAUCGAGAUUCGCAGCAUACUGAUGUCCAUUGACCAUAAUGAGACGCUGAAAUUACCAAGCAUUGUUGUCAUUGGAUCACAGAGUUCUGGUAAAAGUUCUGUACUUGAAGCUAUUGUUGGCCAUGAAUUCCUACCAAAAGGAAGCAACAUGGUGACAAGACGACCCAUUGAAUUGACCUUGAUCCAUACGCCAAAUCAAGAAGAAGAGUACGGCGAAUUCCCUGAUUUGGGCCUUGGAAAGAUUUUCGAUUUUAAAAAGAUUCAAAAGACGCUGGUUGAUUUGAACAUGGCUGUUUCCGAAUCUGAGUGCGUGUCUGACAAGCCCAUUGAACUUCGAGUCUACUCUCCUAACGUUCCAGACCUCACAUUGAUUGAUCUGCCAGGCUAUAUCCAAAUCUCCAACAAAAAUCAACCAGAGACACUCAAGAACAAGAUUGAAGAUUUAUGCGAAAAGUAUAUCCGUGGGCCCAACAUCAUUUUGGCUGUCUGUAGCGCCAAUGUUGAUCUGGCCAACUCGCCUGCUCUCAAGGCCAGUCGAAAAUGGGACCCCCUAGGGCUUCGCACUAUCGGUGUCAUUACCAAGAUGGACCUUGUGCCACCUCAGGUGGGUGCUGCUAUUCUUCGCAAUACCGACUAUCCCUUGCAUUUAGGGUAUAUUGGUGUCGUCUGCAAAGCACCUGAAAAUAUGACAGAUGGAAACAUGACCCGGGCCCUGAUCAAGAGCGAAGAAUCCUACUUUAGAUCUCACCUCAUCUUCAACCAAAGAGACAUUCAAGUCGGCACCUCCACAUUGCGACACAAAUUGAUGAAUGUGCUGGAGCAGAGCAUGGGCAAGUCGCUCUACAGUAUUGUGGAUGCAGUGCAACGUGAGCUGGAAGAAGCCAAAUAUCAGUUUAAAGUUCAAUACAAUGACAGAAGGGUGACAGCCGAAUCCUACGUAGCAGAGACCAUGGAUUGCCUAAAACACGAUUUCAAAGAUUUUGCCAAUAAUUUUGGCAAGCCUCAAGUACGACAUGAAGUGCGCACGAUGCUGGAGCAGAGAGUAUUGGAUAUCUGUGCAGAGCAAUAUUGGUGUGACCCCAAGAUCGCGGAAUUGCCAAAGGCCUCAUCAGAGGAUAUUUAUUGGCUGUACAAGGUAGAUUUCGCAUCAGCCGCCCUGACCAAGAGCGGCAUUGGCAGAUCAACCACCCAAUUAGUAGUGGAUGUGCUGAUGAACAAUAUGGAACGACUGGCCAACGCAGAGUCAUUUAGCCACCACCCUGAAACAAGAAAGCAAAUCAUGAAGUUUACAAGCGAGAUUUUAAGGACUAAAUUCUUGGCUACUAGCGAUCAAGUGGAAAAUACCAUCAAACCCUACAAAUUCGAAGUUGAGGUGACCGAUAGCGAAUGGAACGACGGUGUCAAGCGCUCCAUCUCUUUGCUCGAGAAAGAGCUUGAAAUGUGCGAUGAAAUGGCGAAUGCUAUCAAGAACUCGGUUGGCAAGAAGAAACUAAAGAGUGCCAUCAACUAUGUGCUGGAUUCAGAAAAGGAAGAGACCCGCCGUCAAGAGAGAAUUGAAGAUGCUGUUUACCAAGAUGACGAAGAGGAGGAAGUUGUCAAAUCAUUCUACAACCCCAAGCUUCUCGAAAAGGCCAAGGAUGCCAUCUAUCUGCGAGACAGAGCCAUGAUUCUCAAGUACCGUAUUGCAGCAUUGAAGAGUCGCCAAUGUAAAUCGUCCGAGAACAAGCAGUACUGCCCCGAGGCAUUUCUAAAUGUGAUUGCUGAAAAGCUGACCUACACUGCUGUGAUGUUUAUUCAAGUUGAGCUACUAAAUGAGUUUUUCUUUCAAUUUCCUCGUGAGGUGGAUAACAGAUUGGUGUAUGAGAUGGAUCGCCGUCAAAUCCAACAAUUUGCACGAGAGAAUCCUCCCAUUCAGAAGCAUCUGGAGCUGCAAGAACGUAAAAUGAAGCUAGAGGAAGUGAUGGACAAGCUGAAUUACCUUGUCAAGAGACAAGCAGAUAGACAAUCUUCCAACAAUAAUAACUCAAAAGCAUCAGCAAAUCCUUAUUAA